Hemicordylus capensis (graceful crag lizard) is the source of this 3276-nucleotide messenger RNA. RefSeq names its product solute carrier family 9 member A4 (gene SLC9A4). Gene Ontology annotation, molecular function: sodium:proton antiporter activity. Bases 820 to 3183 code for a protein of 787 amino acids. The transcript has 13 exons. Gene Ontology annotation, cellular component: membrane. The record is from RefSeq and is a predicted model, not a curated record. Gene Ontology annotation, biological process: regulation of pH; proton transmembrane transport; sodium ion transport. NCBI's taxonomy places the organism in Eukaryota, Metazoa, Chordata, Lepidosauria, Squamata, Cordylidae.
AUCUACAGCUCUUUGUGAUCGGUUUGCCUGUCACUUUGCAGAUAAAGUCGCUUGCAUCCGUGCUGACCUGGACUCCAGAGUUUUGGCAGUUCCGGCAGACGUGCCUUUGGUACCAUCUGGUCCCGUUGUGUUGGAUUCUUUUCGGAGAGCUUGUCCCAAUGGGACAAACGUCCAAACAACAAAACACAAAAGAUUACUAGACAGAAUACAACAUCAGUCUGUACAGAUAACCAGGUCCCCACAUCAGUGCAAAAUCUCCCCUUGUUGAGAUGGCAAGGCAAGAAGGCAGCACCAUAGCUUGGUGACACAACACCCGUAUCAAACUGUCUUACCGUGUACCAAUACAGACUGGCUGCAAUUCUGGCUGCCAUCCACUAGAUGUCUCUGACAUAUUCUUUGACAGGGUUGUUAACAAAAUCAGAACUGAGUGAUUUUGCUUAGGAAAGCCUGGAUGCAGCAAAGAAGUACAGGAGGAAGGAAGCCCUUUGGAGCAGGCUCUGUCCUCCGAAAACCAUGUAACUGGGUGAGUCCUAGCAUUGCUUCACAACUUUCUCCAUAGAAAGGAAGUUGUGAUGGGUCUUCAUCACAAAUGGAAUGAAAGACUACAGUUGAAAGUUGAGCCUGCCAUGGAUGGUAGAAGUCUGAAGCGGGCAAAGUUAGUGUGGGACCAGUGAAGUGGACACACAAUAAGCGUUCUGCUCAAGCAAUCCUGAUCACUCAGGACUAAAAAAGGCAUUUAGCAGGAGACAAAUAGAGCAUCGGUAUUCAUUUGUACGCCACAGUCUUUGUGUCGAAUACAAAGAAGUUUUCCUUAUCGCCAUGGGAAUCCAGAACCUUUUGUCUCCGAAUAUUUUGAGCUGCUUCCUUCUGCUGUCAACCAUGGAAAGUUCUUGUGGUACUUUGUAUUUGAAACUGCCACAGAGUAAUUCUAGCUCUGACCCAUUUGAUGCGACAGGAUCAGGGCGAGAUGAGAGAGAGCUGCAUGUUUUUACAGUGGAUUAUGAGUAUGUGCAAAUCCCCUAUGAAGUUACUCUUUGGAUACUCCUGGCUUCACUUGCAAAAAUUGGCUUCCAUCUCUACCAUCGACUGCCACAUCUCAUGCCAGAAAGCUGCCUCCUCAUUGCAAUGGGUGCCUUGGUUGGUGGGAUUAUUUUUGCAACUGACCACAAAUCCCCACCAGUCAUGACUACCAGCAUUUACUUCCUGUAUCUUCUCCCACCCAUUAUCCUGGAGGGAGGAUAUUUUAUGCCUACCCGUCCUUUUUUUGAAAACUUUGGAUCUAUUAUUUGGUGGUCUGCAGUGGGUUCUCUCAUAAACGCCUUUGGCAUUGGAUUCUCACUUUAUGGGAUUUGCCAGAUCUCAGUGUUUGGCCUCAGGGAUGUUACCCUACUUGACUGCCUGCUCUUUGGCAGCAUGAUCUCAGCAGUGGACCCCGGAGCAGUCUUAGCCGUUUUUGAGGAGCUGUCUGUGAACGAGCAGCUUUGCAUGAUGAUAUUUGGAGAAUCUCUGUUAAAUGAUGGGAUAACUGUGGUCUUAUACAACAUCUUCAUUGCCUUUAUCCAGAUGCAUAGAUAUGAAGACAUUGAACUAGUGGAUAUCCUGGCUGGAUUUGCCCGCUUUUUUAUAGUGGGUCUUGGCGGGCUGCUGUUUGGCAUUGCCUUUGGCUUUGUGGCAGCAUUCAUGACCCGUUUUACACGGAAUUAUUCAGCAAUAGAACCUCUCCUUGUCUUCAUGUUCAGCUAUUUGUCAUACUUAGCUGCAGAAACACUUUACAUUUCUGGCAUCUUAGCGAUAACUGCAUGUGCAGUGACUAUGAAGAAAUAUGUGGAGGCAAAUGUUUCCCCCAAUUCCUACAUAACAAUAAAAUACUUCAUGAAGAUGCUGAGCACCAUCAGUGAGACUCUGAUCUUUGUAUUCAUGGGUGUAGCCACAGUUGGACGGAACCACGAGUGGAACUGGGCUUUCGUCUCCUUCACGCUGCUCUUCUGCCUGCUUUGGAGGGCACUAAGUGUGUUUAUGCUAUUCUGUGUCAGCAAUAAGUUCCGGACCUACCGAUUCACUUUUAAAGAUCAGCUCAUUAUCAUGUACAGUGGUCUACGAGGAGCCAGCAAUUUCUCCCUGGCAUUUUUGCUCCCAGCAGUUCUCUUUCCUAGAAAGAAAAUGUUCAUUACCUCUACUGUUGUGGUGAUAUAUUUCACUGUCUUCAUCCAGGGAAUUACCAUUAGGCCACUUGUAAAGUACCUAGAUGUUAAGAAGACCAAUAAGAAAGAGUCCAUCAAUGAGGAGAUUCAUGUGCGACUGAUGGAUCAUUUGAAAGCUGGAGUUGAAGAUAUAUGUGGCCACUGGAGUCAUUAUCAGCUGAGAGACAAAUUUAAGAAGUUUGACAAUAGAUUCCUUAAGAAGAUCCUGCUACACAAACACCAGCCUAAAUCCAGUAUUGUUUCUUUGUACAAGAAAUUGGAAAUAAAACAAGUCAUUGAUAUGGUAGAGAGUGGGAUGAUGAAACCACCUACUUCCAAAUCAUCUUCUCUGAGGCGUAGAAAUCAAACAAGGCACAUACAUUUCCCUGAAGAGGUGGAGUCCAUGCGGAAUAUGCUGUCAGAUAAUCUGUAUCAAGUGAGGCAAAGGACCCUGUCAUACAACAGGUACCACCUUGCCACAGAAACUAAUGAGGAGCAAGCCAAAGAAAUCCUCAUCCGACACCAGCAGAGCCUGAGGCAGCUCACGAGGAAAGGAAAUUCCCUACCAUGGGGAGGACAGGCUGCCAUCAAAAGUAUGCGUUAUUUGUCUUUACCCUUUGGUAAUGCUCCAAGAGCUAGAAGGAAAGCCAGGAAUGAUGAUCUCACAGAGGACUGCAGCAGUGACUCUGAAUCAGUGUUCAUUACACUCAAUUCAGAGUCUCCAUCGGGAUCAUAUCGACGAAAGUGGCAACAGCAGAAAUCUCUUCCAAUGAAACCGCUACAUUCAAGAGUCGAGCCAGCAGGUUUUACAGAGCAGAAGAGAAAAAGAGACGAGCAGGAUAAAAUAGGCAGGAUGCAAAAACCACUGUUACCUCCAAAGCCUCAACUUAGUGCUGUGGAUGAAACCGAUAUUCAGGAACUUGAGUCAGAGGAUGAGGUGGGGGCAUGCCCAUCAGUGUCCUCCAUCAAAUGGACAGCAGAAACCAGAGGCCCAUUUUUAUAGGUCAAAAAUACAUGAAGAAAAGAGUGAAUUUUUCCUCCAUCAAAAUACAGCUUUUAUCUCCCGUGUUAUUUCUAUUAAAUUCUUGAAGACCUC